This is a messenger RNA of Girardinichthys multiradiatus, 8804 nucleotides long. It is a transcript of the gene fn1a, whose product is annotated as fibronectin 1a. The transcript is spliced from 49 exons. Gene Ontology annotation, cellular component: extracellular region. The record is from RefSeq and is a predicted model, not a curated record. Gene Ontology annotation, molecular function: protein binding. NCBI's taxonomy places the organism in Eukaryota, Metazoa, Chordata, Actinopteri, Cyprinodontiformes, Goodeidae. Bases 181 to 7695 code for a protein of 2504 amino acids.
AGGGGACCUCCACUCAGGGGCCGCUGACGGACGGAGGAGGUUGGAGAGCUGCAGAAAGUGGAGCGCAGCAGGAAACCCCAAACUCUCCGGCGGCGUUGAAGUAAUCACACACCAAAAAUCCCACUAGGAGCACCUGUGGCCGAGUCCUGCUGCACCCGAGUGGGUCUGAUUUUAAACAAAAUGUCCGGUCACAGCUCCACAGCCGGGUUGCUGGUCGCUCUGUGCAUCGGGAGCGCGGUGAACUGCAUGCUUGAUGUGGCGCACAAUGAUCCGCCGCAGUAUCGCGUUUCCUCGGUCUCUCCAGAUGGCUGUGUAGAGAACGGUCAGAUGUAUAAGGUUAACGACCAGUGGGAGCGUCCGUUUCUGGGCAGCAUCCUGAUCUGUACCUGCAAUGGAGUCGCUGGGAUUAAGUGCAGGAGCAAACCAGAAGAGGAAAAGUGUUAUGACAAACUGGGCCAGAAGUACUACAGCAUGGGAGAAACGUUUGAGAGCCCCAAGGAUGGCAUGAUCUGGGACUGCACCUGCAUUGGAUCUGGGAAGGGCAGAAUCAGUUGCACCAUUGCAAAUCGCUGUCAUGAUGGGGGGGCUUCAUAUAAGAUCGGAGACACCUGGAGAAGACCCCAUGAAGGAGGCUACAUGCUGGAGUGUGUCUGUCUGGGUAAUGGGAAGGGAGAAUGGACUUGUAAACCUGUUGCUGAGCGUUGCGUUGACCAGUCGGUUGGAACAUCCUACGUUGUUGGGGAGACGUGGGAGAAGCAGUACCAGGGAUGGAUGAUAAUCGAUUGCACCUGUCUGGGAGAGGGAAAUGGACUGAUCACGUGCACAUCCAGAAAUCGCUGUAAUGAUCAGGAAACUCGGACCUCAUACCGUAUCGGAGAUGUAUGGACCAAGACAGAUUCUCGCGGCCACCAGCUCCAUUGUCUCUGCACAGGGAACGGCCGUGGAGAGAUGAAGUGUGAACGACAUGCCUCACGUCACACCACUGGCCUGGGCACUGGCUCUCAUGUGGUACCCAACAUCCAGCCUGCGGUCUACCACCCUGUAGCUGUACCAGAGCUUCUCCUGGAGGGACCCUGCAAGACUGAUUCAGAACUGACAUACUCCAGUGGGCAGCGAUGGAUCAAGAGCCAGGGAAAUAAAAAGAUAAUCUGUACCUGCAUGGGAAAUGGUGUAAGCUGUGAUCAGUGGGAUGGACCAGCUCCAGUGUACGGUGGCAACUCUGGAGGCCUUCCCUGUGUGUUCCCAUUUGUUCACAAGGGAAAGACCUACCACUCAUGUACCUCUGAAGGGCGCAGUGAUGGGCAGUUGUGGUGUUCCACUUCUUCUGACUUUGAGAAAGACCAGAAAUAUUCCUUCUGUACAGAAAAGAAUGUUGUGGUGAUGACACGAGGGGGUAAUUCCAACGGUGCCCUCUGUCACUUUCCAUUCCUCUACAAUGGCCGAAACUACACUGACUGUACCUCAGAUGGUCGGAAGGAUGGCAUGAAGUGGUGUGGCACCACAACAGACUACGACACAGAUCAUCGUUUUGGGUUCUGUCCAAUGGCCGCAAAUGAAGAAGUGUGCACAGCAAGCGAGGGGGUGAUGUAUCGCGUAGGCGAACAGUGGGAUAAAAGACAUGAUGUUCUUGGUCACAUGAUGCGUUGUACCUGUGUCGGCAAUGGAAGAGGGGAAUGGAGCUGUGUCGCUUACUCCCAGCUUAAAGACCAUUGUCUUGUGGAUGGUGUGACCUACGAGGUUAACCAGACUUUCUCCAAAAACCACGAAGAAGGAUACAUGAUGAACUGUACCUGCUUUGGUCAGGGCCGCGGUCGCUGGAAGUGUGACGCCAUUGACCAUUGCCAGGACCCAGAGACAAGAACCAUCUACCAGGUUGGAGAAUCUUGGGACAAAGUCAUCCAAGGAGUCAUGUAUAAGUGCAUUUGCUAUGGCAAUGGCGUUGCAGAGCAUGGAUGCGAACCCCAACUGUCAUAUCCUGGUGGUCCUCGUCCCGUUCAGGUAAUCAUAGCAGAAUCUGGUGGCCAGCAAAAUUCCCAUCCUGUUCAGUGGAACACUCCAUCAUCAGCCCAUAUAACCCAGUACAUCCUGAAAUGGAGAGUGAAAGACACAGCUAGCCCAUGGAGGGAGGUUGUCAUUCCUGGUCAUCUUAACUCCUACACCAUCUCUGGCCUCAAACCGGGGAUUACAUAUGAGGGCCAGCUGAUCAGUGUGCUUCGGUUUGGACACAGAGAGAUUACUCGCUUUGACUUCACCACCACUUACGGAUCACUAAUUCCAUUAUAUGGAGAAACCACGCUUCCCCCCCCUGUAGUUGAGAUCUCCGAAUCAGUGACAGAAAUCACCUCCAACAGCUUCGUUGUCUCCUGGGUUUCUGCCUCUGACACCGUGUCUGGCUUUAGAGUGGAGUAUGAGCUGAUUGAACAGGGUCAGGGAACUGGGCAACCUUUUGUUCUAGAUUUGCCCCGUUCAGCCACUUCAGUGAACAUUAACGAGCUUUUGCCAGGCAGGAAAUACAAUGUUAACGUCUAUGAGGUUACAGAUGGAGAAGAGGCCAACCUCAUUCUCGCUACUUCACAAACAACUGCACCUGAUGCUCCGAAGGAACAUGAAGUAGAGGAGGUGGGAGAUACUUCAAUUGUGAUCAGCUGGGAAAGACCCCUAGCUCCAAUCACUGGAUAUCGUGUUGUCUUUGUGCCAUCAGAGGAGGGUGAAAGCACGGAGCUCACUCUUCCUGAUACAGCAACGUCUGUAACUCUGAGCGACCUACUGCCAGGGAUAUCCUACAACAUUAGCAUAUAUGCUGUGGAAGACAGUCUGGAGAGUGAACCUAUCUUUGUUCAAGUCAACACUACUGGGGAACCACUGCCAGACACAGUGGAUCCCCCCUCCGACCUGCAGUUCUUUGAGGUGUCUGAUAAGAAAAUUGUUCUGACCUGGUCGAGCCCAGUAGCCGGAGAUGUAUCGGGUUACCGGGUCACUGUGUUGUCUGUUGAUGAUUCCGGCUCUCCUCAGAGCGAGAUCACUUUGCCUGUCCACCAGAACUCCUAUGUUGAAGUGAUGCACCUAAAUCCAGGCACGCUGUACCGCUUCAGUGUGUACACCAUUUACAACGGAAAGGAGAGCUUACCACUUAUUGGGGAACAUGCCACCAAUCCUGACGCUCCUACAGACAUUCACUUCGCCAACAUUACCGAGGAUAGGGCAGUGGUGCUGUGGUUUGCACCGCGUGCCAAAAUUACCGGCUAUCGUCUCUUCCUGACUGUCGAGGGUUCGAACCCCAAACAGCUCCGCCUGCCUGGACGCCUCACACAGUACACCCUCCUUAACCUGCAGCCUGACACAAAGUACAAUGUCACUCUGCAUUCAGAGCAAGACAAUACACUGAGUGUAGGAGAGACUGCCAUGUUCACCACAAACUCACCAAUGGGUAAUGCCCCUCAGUUCAACACAGACGUCACUGAUACCUCCAUAGUAAUCUCCUGGUCUCCAGUUCCCCGCAUUGGAUACAAGCUGUCAGUCCGACCAAGUUUGGGAGGGGAAGCCCCGAGAGAUGUCAUCUCUGAAUCGGGAAGUAUUUACAUUUCUGGUCUGACUCCUGGAGUGGAAUACACCUACAGCAUCCAGCCAGUUUUUAAUGGCCAAGAACAAGGAACCCCAGUCACUCGACGUGUCAUCACACCUCUGUCUCCUCCUACUGAUCUGAACUUGGAGUCCAACCCAGGCAACAGUGACAUUACCGUCCAGUGGAAUGGACCCAACACUUCAGACAUCACAGGAUUCAGAGUGACAUGCACUCCCACUAGUGGGCAACAAGGAAACAGCCUGGAGGAAUUUGUGCAGGCUGGGGAGAACUCCUGCACCCUAGAAAACCUGAGUCCUGGGGUGGAGUAUAAUGUCAGCGUUGUCACUGUGAAGGAUGACAUGGAAAGCGCUCCUAUAUCAACUGUCAUUACCCCAGAGGUGCCCCAACUGACCGACCUCACCUUUGAGGGCGUGACUGACACAACCAUCAGUCUCCGCUGGUCGCCGCUCAGCACCACCACCGUCACAGGUUACAAGAUCACGGUGGUUGCAGCUGGUGAGAGCAUCCCCAUUUUCGAAGACAUGGUCCUGCCGACCACUGGCCAGUACACGGUGCAUGGACUGGAACCCGGCAUCGACUACGACAUUAGCGUGACCACAGUGACGGAGCAUGGCGAGAGCGAACCCACCACUUUCACUCAACAAACCUCUGUACCAGCCCCCACUGAUUUGAACUUCGGCGAAGUUGGACCAGACAGUAUCGAGGUCACUUGGGUCUCUCCUCAGGUUCCAAACACUGCUGACAUUAACAGCUUCAUCAUUAGACACCAUCCCAUUAAUGAUAAGGACGCAAUUACAGAAACCAGUGUUGGAGGCAAUACGAAUAGUGUGUUGCUAAGGAAUCUGCUGCCUAACACAGAGUAUCUGGUGAGCGUGGUGUGUGUUUAUGAGCAGAGAGAGAGCUCGCCUGUUGUUGGUAUCAAGAAAACAGCUCUGGAUUCACCAGUUGGCCUGCGUUUCUCUGAAAUCAUGACCAACUCCUUCACCAUCCACUGGCAGGCCCCCCAGAGCAGAAUCACUGGUUACCGCAUUCGUUACCAGAUAGUCAGCGGUGGAAGGGCCAAGGAUGAGAGGCUCCCCCCUUCAAGAAACCAUUUUACUAUGACGGGCCUCACUCCGGACACUCUCUAUUUGGUCAACAUCUCUGCUGUGAGCGGGGUACAAGAGAGCCUCCCGCUCAGUGGGACACAGAAAACAAUUUCUGAUGCCCCAACUGACCUGGAAGUGCUUGACUCCACCCCGACUAGUAUCACCGUUCGCUGGGUAGCACCACCCGUCACAGUUCGCUACUACAGGAUUACUCACGGAGAGACAGGAAGUCACACUAAGGAGUUUACUGUGUCUGGCACCAAGUCCACUGCUACGAUCAGCGAUUUAAAGCCUGGGACUGAUUACACCAUCACAGUCUAUGCUGUAACGGGCAGAGGAGACAGUCCUGCGUCCAGCAUUCCCAUCUACAUUACACACAGGACCGGCGUGGACUCUCCCUCUGGAAUGCAGGUGACAGAAGUGAAUGACAACAGCGUCACAGUGAGAUGGAGUCCAGCUCAGGGUCCAAUCAAGGGAUACAGGGUAACUGGGGCCCCUAGAAAUGGACAGGGAGCAUUUUUCUCUGAGGUGGUGGCUCCAGAUCAGACUGAGUUCACUUUCUCAGGCCUGAUGCCGACAGCAGAAUAUGUUUUCAGUGUGAAUGCUCUCGGUCAAAAUGGUGAAAGCUCUCCUCUGGUGGUGAAUGCCGUGACAAAUGUAGACCGUCCAAAGGACCUUACCUUCUCAGACGUCGAUUCCACUUCCUUGCGGAUAACCUGGGAUAGUCCAGAGGGAUUUGUUACGUCUUACCGUGUCUUGUACGCAAGUUCGGAGGAAGGGGAGAGGGAGCUGUAUCCAGCUCCAAGAGGAGAUGCUGAAUCAGCUGUAAUCUAUGGACUCCAGCCUGGAACUGAGUAUACAGUUAAGGUCAUUGCCAUGCAUGAUGGUACAACCAGUACUCCUCUGAUCGGGACACAAGCUACAGCCAUCUCUCCUCCUUCCAACCUCCAGUUUUCCGAGGUUGGCCCAACAUCUUUUACCAUGCGCUGGACUGCACCAGGUCAGGAAAAUCUGAUAACUGGCCUGCCAGGGCUCACUGGAUACCGCGUGGUGGUAAACCCAAAGAAGACGAGCGGCCCCACCAAGGAGAUCAGCCUGUCCCCGGACACGACUCAGGCCUACAUCCCUGGACUCAUGAUUGCAACAACCUAUGAAGUCCAUGUUUAUGCCUUGAAGAACUCUCUCACCAGCAGACCAGUCCAUGGAGAGGUCACCACUCUGGAAAACAUCAGCCCGCCGCGACGUGUGCGUAUAUCUGAAGUUAAAGACUCCUCCAUCACCCUCACCUGGAGGACAAAGCUUGAUACCAUUUCUGGAUUCUUGAUUGAAGCCACGCCCAUCGCCUCCUCUCCGAGCUAUAUUCCCAUUCAGAGGAAAAUCGGGCCUGAAUCACGCACAUACAUUCUCACAGGACUGGAGCCUGGCACCACUUACAAGGUCAAUCUCUAUACAGUGAAGGGCGAUGGACGAAGCAUACCUUUUACACUCACUGCCACCACAGCUCAGCCGACAGUCAUUCCACCCACCAACAUUCGCUUUACAUCACUGAAUCCUACCAGCAUCUCAUUCAUGUGGGAGCCAUCACAUAGUCCGAGGAUCACCGGCUAUUAUGUCACUUAUGAGGAGGCUGGGGGUCUGCCACGAGAACUCAGUCCUAGACCUCACGCAGGCCAGAGCUUUGCCGCCAUCGAUGGUCUUAACCCAGGAACGGAGUAUGUCAUUAAGAUUGUAGCACUGCAGAACUCUUUGAGAAGCACACCACUUGUGGGCAAAGCCAGAACCCAGCCAGCUGAAGACUAUUCAACUGUUCAUCAGAUAUCGGUACCAGACCUGCCUCAACUUCCAGUUCCUCAUCGGCCCAGAACCGACAUCCUGGAUGUUCCAGAGUCCUUCAAUGACAAGAUUUUUGACUCUAACCAUGUCCACCUGGCUGGCACAAGUGGUCAGAACCAACUAGGCCAGCAGGGUCAGCACAUUUAUACAGAGUACCAGAACUUGGGCCCAAAUGUUGGACUUCCUAGCCCCUAUGGUGGACCCAAGGAAGGGCAGAGACCCCCUCUCAGAGAGCCUCUGAUUUAUAUUCCUGUAGCUGGUCCUGAUGGAAACAGAGUACCCCUGGUCAAGGUGAGCGACACCCCUCUGCCUGGUCUUGCUUUUGGCUUCCCUGACAACGAAACAGAUCUGCCCCAAGAAGCAAAGACAAUUACAACCAUCUCAUGGCAACCUGUCCCUGAAACCACAGAAUAUGAGGUGUCAUGUAACCCCAUCACAGAUCUGAUGGAAGGACGCCUGCAGAUGCGUCUUCCAGGCUCCUCCGACAGCGCCACACUAAUUGGAUUGACAUCUGGAGCAUCCUACAAUGUUGUUGUAGAGGCUGUAAAGGAUGGAGGCAAACAGACAGUUCUGGAAGAAGUCGUCACUGUUGGCAAUGCAGUUCCAGAUGACAUUCCUGUUACCAACAAUGGAGACGUGUGCUACGAUAGAUUCACGCACACGUACCAUGAGACGGGUUCUGAGUGGGAGCGCAUGUCUGAGACGGGUUUCAAGCUGUGGUGCCGAUGCCUGGGGCUUGGCAGUGGUCACUUUAGGUGUGAUUCAUCCAAGUGGUGCCAUGACAACAACAAUAAUUACCGCAUUGGAGAAAAGUGGGAUCGCCGUGCUGACAACGGUCAUAUGAUGAGCUGCACCUGCCUGGGCAACGGCAAAGGAGAAUUCAAAUGCGAACCACAUGAGUCAACUUGUUAUGAUGAUGGAAAAAUGUACCAGGUUGGAAACCAGUGGCAGAAGGAAUACAUGGGUGCCAUCUGUACUUGUACCUGCUAUGGAGGACAACAGGGAUGGCGGUGUGAGAACUGUAGAAGGCCUGGAGGGCAAACCAAUGUGGAGGCUGAGAUCUUGCAGCCUGGUGGCUUAGAUGCCUUCCAACGCUACAGAGAAAAUGCUCUACGUAAACUGAACAUCCAGUGCCCGAUUGAAUGUUUAAAUCCAGAGCUGCUAGCAGAUGCUCAAAGCCCUUUAGAGUAGAGAAGAAAGGAGGAAUCGUGGGCUGAAACCCGUUAAAAUCUUCUCACUUCAAGAAGGAAGCUUCCUCCUGGUGCAUCAAGAGACGACAUUUCCAUCAGAUUUGUGCCUUAAAGAUUUUCACCGCACCUACAUUUAGUGCCUUAAUUAACUCUGUGCCUUAUCAAAGAUCUAGAGUGGUUUGAUUCUCUCAUUUUCAGCUAAAACAGAAUUUCUUCAGUGGAGAAUUUUUAAAACUUCUUUUUUUUUUACAAAAAUCUCUCACAGCACAAAUACUCCUGCAGCGUCACCUUAAACUUGCAUUCACAGAACAUACUGUAAUGGAAUUUCUCCAUCAUAAACAAAAAAAGCAUAUUUGAAAAUCAGCAGAAGUAUAACAACAACAAAAAAAGAUUUUAACAUUUAUUUUUAGCAAUUUGCUUCUUGUCAGUUCUUCUCAAUGAAACCAGUUUGUAUUCAGAAAACAUUUAGUUAAUGAUACCUUGCAUUUUCAGGUGCUUAGAUAUUUCCAAGUCAGAAGAGUUUUUAUGCAAAGAAACUGCAAAGCCAUACAGUAUUUUAUUGUUUUUUAGAUCAACUUUCAGGUGUUUUGUUUCUCUAUGGUCAGUGUGCAGCUUUUCUGAUGAGCUGUUUAGGGAUUAGUUUGCCUACUCUGCUUUCAAAUGGAAAGAAAAAAUGAACACAACAAACCUUCCUUUUAAAAAUAAGCACUGUUACUUUUGAUAUGGUAUUAUAUUUACCAGCUGUUUUUACUUUGUACAUUUUUUCUUAAAAUUCAUCAGAUGUGGACAUCAUCCAUAGACUACAGUUAGUAUUUUCUUAAAAUAAGGAAACAUAAAACAUAAAAAAAAUGUUUAAAACUCAAAGCUCACUGACCUAAAGUUAAACUGUUGAUAAAUUUGCAAUAUUUUCAAAUGAAUUCUGUUUUAAUUACAUGUUUGUAUUUUUAAAGUCUUUACUUCUAUUUAUCCCUUUUUACUUAGGCAUUUUGCUCAAUGCUAUUUUUGGGUGUAAACUUUAUUUUUAUUAAGUGUUUUUGGUUUUGUUAAUAAUGUUGCCAGACUCUGAACUACUGUGGACCAAAUCUUCUUAAUAAAUUCAAAAGAAAAUAA